Messenger RNA from Aspergillus tubingensis, 4752 nucleotides. Its product is annotated as Sec7 domain-containing protein. Gene Ontology annotation, molecular function: guanyl-nucleotide exchange factor activity. The record is from RefSeq and is a predicted model, not a curated record. The transcript is spliced from 6 exons. Gene Ontology annotation, biological process: regulation of ARF protein signal transduction. NCBI's taxonomy places the organism in Eukaryota, Fungi, Ascomycota, Eurotiomycetes, Eurotiales, Aspergillaceae. Bases 1 to 4752 code for a protein of 1583 amino acids.
AUGUCGUCCACGCCUUUACCCAUCGCGGUCGAUCCGGUCGCGUUGGUCAUUACGGAAUGCAUCACAGUCACAUCGGCCAUGCGAAAACAUGCCCGCUGGGCUCACUCGUCCGUCUCUGCCAUCCUCGGCGGAGGCGCCGUCUCUCGUGUCUACGACCGAGAUACAUCGGCGCCCCCAAGCCCCCGCAAUGGGUCUACGCCGCCCCGUCCACGAUCGAGAAUGUCCUCCGCCGAUGAGGAUCACGUCCUCGCGAACCGCUGGGGUCUCCGGGGCAAGAAGGGCAAGAGUAUGCAAGAUAACCCGCUGAUUUCAGCCUUUGCCAGGUUGCGGAGCGACCUCAAGGGUUGCAAAGAUAUCCGAUCCUUUGACGCUCCUGCCUUGCUUCACCCGUUCCUCCAGGUCAUCCGAUCCUCUUCCACCUCCGCCGCCAUUACCUCCCUGGCCCUUGUCGCCCUGACCAAAUUCUUCGCCUACAACAUCAUUAGUUGCGAUUCUCCCAGACUCCCCAUGGCCAUGCAACUCCUCUCGGCCGCCAUUACCCAUUGUCGCUUCGAAGCCAGUGAUUCGGCCGCCGAUGAGAUCGUCUUGCUGCGGAUCUUGAAACUGAUGGAAGGGAUGCUGUCUCGGCCCGAGGGCGAGCUGCUCGGAGACGAGAGUGUUUGUGAGAUGAUGGAAACCGGUCUGAGCAUGUGUUGUCAGGUCCGCCUGUCGGAGGUGUUGCGGAGAUCGGCCGAAAUGGCCAUGGUCAACAUGUGUCAGGUCAUUUUUAUGCGCCUGUCGCACCUGGAACUCUCCGAGGACGACGAAACCGGAUCCCAAGCUCCUUUGCGCACCGAGUCCGAGCAGACCAACUUGAAGAUGGAUCCGUCCGUCGACGGGAAUACCGUGACCUCGCAACAUCCAUCCGCCAUGGGUUCCGACACCGGGGUCACUGAUCGCGAUCGCGGCAGCCGAGAUGGAUCGCCGGAGCAGAUGCUGAAUGGAAGUGCCGUUGCCGCCCCGCCCAACCCCCAGGACGACACCGGUGACGAAGUGAAACCAUACUCUUUACCGUCCAUUCGUGAACUGUUCCGCGUCCUCAUCGACCUGUUAGAUCCGCACAACCGCCAACAUACCGAGCCGAUGAAGGUCAUGGCAUUGAGGAUCAUUGACGUUGCCCUGGAGGUCGCGGGUCCGUCUAUUGCGAAACACCCAAGUCUCGCGACGCUGGCGCAAGACGACCUAUGCCGGCACCUCUUCCAGCUGGUUCGAUCAGAGAACAUCGCAAUCUUAACGGCGUCACUGAGGGUCGCCGGCACUCUGUUGCUAACUUGUCGGCCGGUCUUGAAGUUGCAGCAGGAGCUUUACCUGUCCUACCUGGUCGCCUGUUUGCACCCGAAGGUCGAAAUUCCGAAAGAGCCCGGCAUCAAUCCGGCCCUUUACGACGGUGUCCCGCAGGUGCCCAAGCUCGUGAAGCCGUCGCCAUCGCAAACGAAUAGUGGAAGAUCCACGCCGGUUCCCGUUAAGGAUAGACAACAGUUGGGUCUGGAAGGUGGGUCGCGGAGGCCGGAGACCCGGGAAGCCAUGGUCGAGAGCAUUGGCGUGCUGGCACGCAUCCCGAGCUUCAUGGUAGAGCUUUUCAUCAACUACGACUGCGAUGUCGAUCGGGCCGACCUGUGCGAGGACAUGGUCGGCUUGCUCUCACGUAGUGCGUUUCCGGAUUCAGCUACGUGGAGCACGACCAACGUGCCUCCGCUGUGUCUGGACGCCCUACUUGGUUACGUUCAAUUCAUCUACGAUCGACUUGACGACGAGCCGUCGCACGAGGGUUUCCCCCCCAUCGAGCAGCUCCGGAGCCAGCGCAAGACGAAGAAGCUGAUCAUUCACGCCGCCCAGAAGUUCAACGAGGAUCCCAAAGCUGGGAUUGCUUAUCUGGCAUCCCACGGUAUCAUCGAAGACCCGAGUGAUCCCGCCCUUGUUGCUCGUUUCUUGAAGGGGACGACUCGGUUGUCAAAGAAGAUGCUGGGUGAAUAUUUGUCCAAGCGCAAUAAUGAAGAGCUGCUCGAUGCCUUUGUCGAGCUGUUCGAUUUCUCUGGAAAGACCAUCGUAGAUGCCCUCCGUGAUCUCCUGGGUGCUUUCCGUUUGCCUGGCGAAUCACCCCUCAUCGAACGUAUCGUCACCACCUUCACCGAGAAAUACAUGCAAAAGGCCCAGCCCGCUCAGAUCGCCGACAAAGACGCUGCCUUUGUGCUAACGUACGCCAUCAUCAUGCUUAAUACAGAGCUCUACAACCCCAACAUCAAGUCCCAAAAUCGCAUGUCCUGUACCGAUUUCUCCCGGAAUCUGCGGGGCGUGAAUUCAGGCCAGGACUUCGCACCUGAAUUCUUGCAGGAGAUCUACGAUUCAAUCAAACAUAAUGAGAUCAUUUUGCCGGAUGAGCAUGAUAACCAGCACGCAUUCGACUUUGCGUGGCGGGAAUUGUUGCUGAAAUCCUCCUCUGCCGGAGAGUUGGUUGUUGGUGAAACCAACAUCUACGACGCUGAGAUGUUCGCCGCUACCUGGAAACCGGUGGUCGCGACUCUAUCUUAUGUCUUCAUGUCUGCCUCGGAUGACGCAGUUUACUCCCGGGUUGUCACUGGAUUCGAUCAGUGCGCCCAAAUCGCUGCCCGUCAUGGCUUAACCGACGCCUUCGACCGGAUCGUCUUUUGUCUGUCCUCGAUCAGUACCUUGGCUACCGAAAAGCCCCCCAGUACCGCUCUCAACACCGAAGUGCAGGCCGGUCAGAAGAGCGUGAUGGUGAGCGAACUUGCGGUGAAGUUCGGGCGGGAUUUCAGGGCCCAACUGGCCGCGGUGGUACUCUUCCGUGUAUUGGCUAGCAAUGAAGCCGCAGUUCAGCAGGGCUGGACCUAUGUGGCUCGAAUCCUUAGCAACCUGUUCAUUAAUUCUCUUAUUCCUGCGCUCGAUUCCAAUCUUACCGCUGAGCUUGAUAUCUCGCCAAUUCCAUUGCAGACUCCGUCGCAAGUCGUGGACCGCGAUGGACGGAAUACGGAAACUGGGCUUCUAUCUGCUUUCACGUCAUACCUCUCCAGCUACGCAGCUGAUGAGCCUCCGGAGCCGUCGGAUGAAGAGCUGGAGAACACCUUGUGCACUGUGGACUGCAUUACCGCUUGUUCUACAGCCGACAUCUUGGCAAAUAUCAAGUCCCUUCCAUUGGAGACGGUGACUUUGGUUGUAGAAGCGCUAUUGGCCCAGAUGCCCGAAGAAAGUGCUCCGGCAGUCAUUGUCGUGAAGCCCGAACGACCUUCAGCUGGCUCAAGGGCGUCCAACGGCAGGACCGAUGGCAGCAGGUCCAACUACGACCCAGGCAUGAUGUACCUCCUUGAACUAGCGACUAUCCUGACCUUGCGGGAUUCGCAAACCCUAGAGGCUCUCGGGGAGAGACUCCUGACCACGUUACAAGCGUUCAUUCGCGACGCGAGAAACAUCCAUUCUUUGGCCUUGUCCCGAAUCAUUCAUUAUCUGCUGAACCUGCUCCGGCUGAGCCACGAUCAGCCUUUCAUGAGGGUUCCUGUAAUCUUGCACGGCAUCUCUGGCUUUGACCAGGACAUCUUGGAAAGCGUCGCCGUUACGGUAGUGAAGAGCUUAUCCCGCUGCAUCUCGAGCCCCGGGCUUUUGCGGAACGAGAUCACCGUCUCUCCUGAUUUCUGGUCCAUCUUGCAGAGACUGCUGCCUCACAAGGAAGCUGCUCCACUUGUGUUCGAUCUGCUACACUCCAUUGUGGACUCGAAUCCUCCCAUAAUCACUGCCGAUAACUAUGAGGCUGCCGUUGGCCUUGCAAAUGACUUCAUCAGCGCCGGUAGCGUAGGCUAUAUUGAAGAGCGUCAGCGGGACGCGCAUGGAAGACGUGGCAAAGCUGUCAAGCCUUCAAAGCCGAGUGAGAAUGAGGUGGUAUCACGUGGCGUUAAGGCCAUCGGUUUCGUCCUGCAAUUGACCCGGCGUGUGCCGAGCCUAAUCAAGCAGUCACACCUCGAGGAAAGCGAAGCCUGGUCCGCCUACUGGUCCCCUAUAUUCCAAUCAUUGACUGCGCAAUGCAUCAACCCAUGCAGAGAUAUCCGUCACCAUGCUGUUUCAGCUCUACAAAGAACUCUCCUUUCCCUUGAGAUCAGCUCCACCGAUGAGAAGGAGUGGACAGCCAUCUUCGACCAAGUUCUCUUCCCUCUUAUCCUCCGGUUAUUGAAGCCCGAAGUAUACCACUCCGAUCCCUUGGGAAUGGGUGAAACCCGCGUCCAAGUGGCCAUCUUGGUGUGCAAAAUCUUCCUGCGCUACCUCGACCAGCUUCCCAACCGUGACGGCAUGCUCGAUCUGUGGCUCAAGAUCCUCGAUAUCCUCGACCGGAUGAUGAACAGUGGCCAAGGAGACAGCCUGGAAGAGGCAAUCCCUGAAAGUCUCAAGAACAUCCUCCUCGUCAUGGCAGACGGAGGCUACCUGGUCCCUCCUUCCCAGGAUCCCAGCAAGGAGCCCAUCUGGACAGAGACCAAGAAACGCCUGGAACGAUUCCUGCCUGAUCUGUUCAAGGAAAUCUUCCCCAAUGCAUCCGACGAGAAAUCCGCCCCCGUCUCCGUGGCUCCCUCCCCUGCCCCGUCAACUCCAACUCCCCCUGCUGAACCCCAAGAGCAAGUCAGUACCAGCGCAGAAGAGCAACCGGCCUCAUCUGAAGCUGCCGCCGAAGCCAAAGCAGAAGAGACCGAAGCACCGGCGGCUAAACAGGAUUAA